CAUCUCCUCUUCAAUCGCCCAGCCCAUUUCAUUUGAGCAAGUCAUUGACUCCUUCCUCUCCUGAUAGCCCCCUUCUACCAUCUCUCUUGCAGCCUCCACAACCCUUUCAUCUCACUCCAUUUCUGGUUCAAUUCGCUAUCUUUCAAGUAAAGUUUUGUCUUCUUCAAUUCCCCUUUCCCCUUCGAACCAGAGAAGAGAAAAGAAAGAGAAGAUCUUUCUCUGCACUGGUUUGAAGUUUUAGUUUUUUUUUAAUCAUGGGUUCUGUUCCGGCUUUGAAUUCCACAAAGCCUACGCAGAUACCAACUCAAGAAGAAGACUCACAGAACCCAUCCACUGCUCUUCUUUCUUUCGACACUGAUUCCUCUGAUCCCUCCAAUCCUCCUCGGAAACACACCACCACCAUCAUCUUCAUCUCUCUCCUCCUCAUCACCUGCAUUGCUCUCUCUGCUGCCUCCGCCUUCGCUUUCCUCUUCUUCUCCUCUGCUUCGUCUUCUUCUUCGACGCCUGCGCAGAAAUCUUCUCAUCUCGAAACAACAUCCCGUCCGUUAACAAAGCUUAAUCGCUCUGUGGUGCUCUUGAUUUCUUCCGAUGGGUUUAGGUUCGGGUAUCAAUUCAAGACUCCAACGCCCAACAUCCACCGUUUGAUCGCCAACGGGACUGAGGCCGAGACGGGUUUGAUUCCGGUAUUUCCUACUCUUACUUUCCCUAACCAUUAUUCUAUUGUUACUGGGCUUUACCCUGCUUAUCAUGGCAUUAUCAACAACCAUUUUAUUGAUCCACUCACUGGUGAAUUCUUUACUAUGGGGAGCCACGAGCCCAAAUGGUGGCUUGGUGAGCCACUCUGGGAGACUGUGGCCAAUCAUGGGUUAAGGGCAGCUACCUAUUUUUGGCCUGGGUCUGAGGUCCAUAAAGGUUCUUGGAAUUGCCCUGAAGAGUUUUGUAUGUUCUAUAAUGGUUCGGUUCCAUUUGAGGAACGGGUCGAUAAGAUUUUGAGCUAUUUUGAUUUGCCUAGCGCUGAAAUUCCUCUUUUUAUGACACUGUAUUUUGAAGAUCCUGAUCAUCAGGGCCACCAGGUUGGUCCUGAUGAUCCAGAGAUAACUGAAGCUGUUGCUGGAAUUGAUAGGAUGAUUGGGAGGUUGAUUAAUGGGCUAGAAAAGAGAGGGGUUUUUGAGGACGUCAAUAUUAUUAUGGUGGGCGAUCAUGGCAUGGUUGGUACAUGUGAUAAGAAGUUGAUAUUUCUGGAUGAUUUGGCCUCAUGGAUCGAUAUUCCAGCUGAAUGGGUGCUGUCCUAUACUCCAGUGCUCUCAAUUCGUCCCCCUCAUGGUGUGGCACCAUGGAGCGUUGUUGGGAAGAUGAACGAAGGAUUGCGGUCAGGAAAAGUUAAUAAUGGAAAGCAUUUGAAGUUGUAUCUUAAGGAGGAGCUGCCUAGUAGGCUUCAUUAUUCAGCAAGCGACAGAAUUCCACCAAUAAUAGGGCUGCUUGAAGAGGGUUUUAAGGUGGAGCAGAAGAGAACAAAAAGACAAGAAUGUGGAGGAGCACAUGGUUAUGACAAUGCAGUUUUCUCCAUGAGGACUAUCUUCAUUGGUCAUGGUCCAGAGUUUGCUAGGGGACGAAAGGUGCCAUCUUUUGAGAAUGUUCAGAUAUACAACUUGGUUACUUCAAUUCUCAAGAUACAGGGCGCUCCCAAUAAUGGGUCUCUAGAAUUCCCGAGGUCUGUUCUUUUGCCUUCUCCCAAGUAAACAUCUCCUAACCAGUUCCCAAGUUGUCUCACCUUCUCAAAAGAGGUGCAGUUGGGCUGGGCAAUUUUAUUGUGACCCCACAUGAGCAUAUAUUCCGCAUGAAGGAUGGUUGUGAAUUUAUAUGUUAUGGCGGUUAUAUCACUUAUGGUUGUUGAAGGUAAUUGAUUAGCAUUGAUCCUUGAGGUUGUUGAUCGUGCCCUUCAUCUGUUGUGAGCUGAUGAUAUCUGAGUGGAACCUAGUAUGUAAAAUUAUUAAAUGUGUACUUUUGUAGCUUGCUAUUUUGGGUUUUAUUUAGCCAGAACUAAAAGCAAUUAAGUGACCCCUUCCUGGUUUUAGGGAUUCUUAGCUUUACUGUUUUUACAGUGCAGAUAACAGAUGCAUAACUAGGACCAGGAUAUGCUUUAUUUUCGAAUGAGCCUGACUUUUGGCAGGUGGUUUGAUUCUUAGAAUUUGAGUGCUUGUUGUAAUAAUAACUUUUGCUAGCCAAAAGAAAAAUUGCAGAAAACCAAUUCGGCCCAA
Molecule: messenger RNA, 2258 nt
Organism: Hevea brasiliensis (rubber tree)
Lineage: Eukaryota; Viridiplantae; Streptophyta; Magnoliopsida; Malpighiales; Euphorbiaceae
Exons: 1
Coding region: 255-1739 (494 amino acids)
Cellular component (GO): vacuole
Source: RefSeq, a predicted model, not a curated record